GAAGCGGCGUACGUAGUGGUUUACGAGAAGCACACAAUAUAACCACGGUUACACUUUAAUAAGCAGUUUAUUGCCUAAAUUAAUUUGUAUCCAAAAAGAUUACAUGGUAAAUCUGGACCUCAAUCUUAACUCGGCGUGAACCUGCCAGGCUGCCGUAGCCGACGCUCAGGCCGCGAGAGCGGGGCGUGCUGUCUCUCGAGCCCGGUGGUGCGGGUACCUGCUCGGCGGAAGCACCGCUCUUUCCUCGGUGCACAUGGAGGGAGCCACCAGCUAUUCCGAUUAUGACUCCGAAGAUUACUCCUCGGGUGCCGACGAGGACUAUGUUCCUGCGGAGGAGGAGCUCAGUGAAGAUGACAUGAGCGAGUGUGUGAGAGAGGACGCAGCAGGAGAAGAAGGCCAGGGGCAUGCAGAGGACAUGAGGAAGAGGAGGAGGAAAGGUGGCAAAGGCCUUGCAGUGAGGAAGCGGAAGAGAGGAGGCCUGCAGCCAGAGGGAGAGGAGGAUGGGGGCGUGCCAGCGGAGGAGCCCGGGGGAGAGAAGCAGAGUGGCACCGGAGAGAGGAAGAAGGCUGACGACCUGUGGGCCAGCUUCCUCAGUGAGGUGGGGCCUCGACCCAAACCCGCCGGAGCGGCACAGAGCCAGCAGGCUGUGGGUGGUGAUGAAAACCAAUCCAGCAAGACAGAUGCAGCGCCAAGAGAAGUUAAAAAUAAAGAGCCAUCAAAAGUCACAAUAACAAAAGUGUUUGAUUUCGCAGGAGAAGAAGUUCGGGUGACAAAGGAGGUGGAUGCUGACUCCAGAGAAGCAAGGUCAUUUCUGAAGAAGAAGGAGGAGGAGGAGAAAGAGCAGCAGACAGGUCCGACCAAGCCAGUGGUCCCCACGCUGACACCUGGACCCAGCGCGAAGAGGCCAGCGGGAGUGAGCAGCGUCCUCAGCCGCAUUGGGGGCAAGAAGCAGAAGAUGAGCACGCUGGAGAAAUCCCGGCUGGACUGGGACUCCUUCAAGACCGAGGAGGGCAUCGGGGACGAGCUUGCCAUCCACAACCGCGGGAAAGAGGGGUAUGUGGAGAGGAAAGCGUUCCUGGAGCGGGUGGACCAGCGCCAGUUCGAGCUGGAGAAGAGCCUGCGACUCGGCAACAUGAAGCGGUGACAGUGGGACACGCCCCUCCGCUCUGGAGCCCCAGUCUCCGUGCAGCCCCCCUCAACUGUCCAUUAGCUUUUGCCCAUUAUUGCUUUCCUUUCUGAACUUUGUUUUAACAUUUUUAUUUUGUUUUGCCACACUCUUUCCUCCUCUCCUUGUCGGAAUGUGUUCCCAAGGAAGAAGUGAUCUCCCUUGGGACUGAAAACCACUUAUCUUAGCUGCUCCAUCAGGAAGCCAUUGUCAGCUCUUGCCUCUGCCGACCCCAAGGGCAGCGGGGGGCCACGGCGAGAGGAGAGGAGGAGAGCCGAGAAAGCGAGGAGAGAGUGAAUCUGUCACUGGGACACUUUAACUCUGAUUAAUUAAGUACGGAGUUCAUAAGAAGUCGAUGUUGAUCAACACCUGUGGGUACAGAGUCUAAAAUGUACAUUAUCCUGAUUAGUCACUUAUUGUGAAAUAUGCUCUGUGAAUACUGUGCUUUUGAUGAGUCAUCGCAUUACACCAGUAUCAGAUUCUGAUUUCUCUUCCUGUGCUCUGUGCUUUCAAACCUGCACUAGCAGCAGUACUUCUAGAGAGAGGAGGAUAUUGUGUUUGUAGUUUCUUGUUGUGAAUCGUUCAGUUGUGGAUAUGUUUUUAUACACAGUGCAGGCAGUGAGUGAUGUUAGACUCUGUAUUUCCAUGUGGGAAGUUUUUAGGCUUGGGUGUUUUGUCAGUGUGAUGAUGGGUCAAGGUUGUUGUUGCUGAAAGUUUUGGGGUGUCCGCUGAGCAUCCGGCACACUGCAGGUGACCCCAGUGUUGGACCUGCUCAGCCACUCAGGACACGUCAAUGGGCAGGCUGCUGCCCAUUCCCCGUGUGUUCUUAUCCUGACAUGAAUAAAAAUGGACAUCUGAAGUCA
This is a messenger RNA of Lepisosteus oculatus (spotted gar), 2028 nucleotides long. RefSeq names its product craniofacial development protein 1 (gene cfdp1). Gene Ontology annotation, cellular component: Swr1 complex. Lineage: Eukaryota; Metazoa; Chordata; Actinopteri; Semionotiformes; Lepisosteidae. The record is from RefSeq and is a predicted model, not a curated record.